This is a messenger RNA of Pelodiscus sinensis (Chinese soft-shelled turtle), 1050 nucleotides long. NCBI's taxonomy places the organism in Eukaryota, Metazoa, Chordata, Testudines, Trionychidae. The record is from RefSeq and is a predicted model, not a curated record.
AUGGUGAGUGAGAACAAGGAGGAGAGUCUUCAUGAGGAAAGUGCGAUGUUUUUGGGAAGAUCUGAAGGGCAUGUUCCCCAUAUUCUUGAGCAGGGAAAGGUCUAUCAGAAUCAGUGUAGUCCAGAAAGGCAGCAGCAAAACCAUCUGGUGGAGGGACAGGGUAAAUCCAGUCCCAACAGCAGAGGGGUGAAAAUAAACACAGAAACUGUUCACCAGACAAUCUCCCAUCAACAAGCACUCUACACUUGCAGUUACUGUGGGAAAACCUUUCAACGGAAAAACACCCUAAUUAUACACCAAAGAAUCCACACAGGGGAGAAACCCUUCAACUGCUCUGACUGUGGGAAAAGCUUCAGGCAGCGGUCAAGUCUUGUUAGUCAUCAGAAAAUUCACACAGGAGAGAAACCCUUCAGCUGCUCUGACUGCGGGAAAAGCUUCAGUGAGAGGAAAGACCUUGUUAGACAUAGCAGAAUCCACACAGGGGAGAAACCCUUCAGCUGCUCUGACUGUGGGAAAAGCUUCAAUAACCGGUCAAAUUUUGUUAGUCAUCGGAGAAUUCACACUGGAGAGAAACGCUUCAACUGCUGCGAGUGUGGGAAAAGCUUCAGUGAGAGGAAAGACCUUGUUAGACAUAGCAGAAUCCACACAGGGGAGAAACCCUUCAGCUGCUCUGACUGUGGGAAAAGCUUCAGUCGGCGCUCAAAUCUUAUUGUACACCAAAGAAUUCACACAGGAGAAAAACCAUUUAAAUGUUCUGACUGUGGGAAGAGCUUCAGUUUGCGCUCAAAUCUUCUUAUACAUCAGAGAAUUCACACAGGAGAGAAACCAUUUAAGUGUUCUGAAUGUGCAAAAAGUUUCAAUCACCGCUCAAGCCUUAGUAAACAUCAAAUAAUGCAUACAUGAGAGACAAUAUCACUGCUCUGACUGUGGCAAAAGCUGCUAUCAGAGUACAGAUGUGAAUUCACAUAAGAAAGAAACCUUCAGCUGCUCUGAUUGGCAAAACCCUUCAGUCAGAAUGCACACCUCAUUGAAUAUUAAAGAAUCAACAUG